AUGGCGAGCUACCGACCAGUGACGCCCUCGGCCUCGUACAACCCUGUCCCUGACAUUGACGACCCCUCGCAAUUGAGCAGAGGAUAUGGAUCCUCGUCGGCGCUCAAUGUCGGCGUGAACGACUUCGCAAACGACCACUACGGCUCUGCGCCCGCUGAGCGCCGCGGCAGGUUCGAGGAGAGCUUCGAUGCCUCUACCAGGGGCCACUCCAUCCUCGAUGGCGACCUGCCCCAGCGCUCUGCUUCACGGGCCUCGCGUGGCUCGACGACCCUCAACCAGGGCUCGACGCCCUCGCGCAGUGGGACGCUCAAGAAGAAAGGCUCUGUCAAGCGCACCGGCAGCUUGAAGCGCAGUGGCAGCCGGAGAAGCAUGCACGCGGGCAGCAUCCGUGGCGUGACGCUCGACGACCAGGAGGGCGGGUACGAUCGUGAAGAUAGCGUCUUCUACACGCCUGUCCCCACCAAGGGCUCGCCCACUGAGACCCUGGCCGAGCGCUUCCAGACUUGGCGCAAGUUCCUCAAGGACCUCAUCACCUACUUCCGCGAAGUCUCUUCUUCCUAUGAGCACCGUGCCAAGAGCCUUCUGAAGGUCUCCAACGUUAUCAACAACACCAAUGCGCCCUCUGCGCUCUUGGUUGAAGGCGGCCUCAACGACGCGAACCGCAUCUUGCGCGAUUUCCACAAGCAGGCAAUCGUCGAAGCGAACAAGGCCCGCGAUAUCGAGUCCGACGUCAUCAACCAGUUGAGUGGUCUGCGAGCCGACCUCGCACAAAAGAUCAAGGAGAUCAAGUCACUUUCUGGUGAUUUCAAGAACAAUGUGGAGAAGGAGAAGGAGACCACCAGGAAGUGCGUGACAGCGCUUGAGGAAGCAUUGGCUCUGGUCGACUCCGACCCCAACGCAGUCGCCGGCAAGGGCGACCCGUACGUAGUCCGUCUCGGAGUGGAGCGCCAGGUCGAGAGGCAGAUUGACGAGGAGAACUACCUGCACAGGGCCUAUCUCAACCUCGAGAACUCUGGACGUGAACUUGAGUCAAUUGUCGUGGGCGAGGUCCAGAAAGCGUACAAUGCGCUCGCGAGCAUCCUGAAGCGCGAUGCCGAUGAGAUGUACUCGACUGUGGAAAAGCUUCGCACUGGUCCAAUUGCCAUGCCUCGAGACCACGAGUGGACGCGUUUCGUGAAGAGCGACCCUCACUUUGUGAAUCCUGAUCUUCCUCUGCGCCGACUUGAGGACAUCGAGUAUCCCGGCAAACACCACCCGGCAACCGCUGAGGUCCGAGCCGGCAUGUUAGAGAGAAAGAGCAAAUACCUCAAGAGCUACACUGCUGGGUGGUAUGUCUUGUCACCGACCCAUCUCCACGAGUUCAAGUCAGCCGAUCGCAUAUACACUCAGCCUCCUGUCAUGUCACUAUACCUUCCAGACCAGAAACUUGGAUCGCGUUCUCAGCCAGGAAGCUCAUCGCACAAGUUUGUCAUCAAGGGCCGACAAACUGGAUCCAUGCAUCGUGGCCAUACUUGGGUUUUCCGCGCUGAGACAUACGAUACAAUGCUUGCCUGGUUCGAUGAUAUCAAAGCUCUCACGGAGACGAGCGGCGAGGAGCGCAAUGCGUUUGUACGCCGACAUGCGAGCGUCAGGAGUAUUAGUGCCGGCAGCCAUCAUUCAGCCAGCUCUGCGAGUGGACUCGAAGAAGACGAGGCCGAUGCGAUCCCGUAUAGCGCAAAUGCGUCCCUGGCGAACCAGCCCAUCAGGCAGGAAACCACCAGGCCAUCUCCAGGUGGGCGGUUCCCAUCCGAUUUGAAUACUUACCAAGGUGCUCCGCAGCCUCAAAUUUCAAAUGCUCAGCAAUACGAAGUGCAACCUCCAGUCGAACGACAUGAAAGCAACUACGGCAACUGGAUGGCCCCUGCCGCAGGUGGUGCUGUAGGUGGAGCAGCACUUGGAGCCCUCGCCGAAGAAGCUCAUCAGCGCAAGCAGAUGGCUCAGCAACAACAAAUGGCCCAAAGGGAACAGGCGGAACAACAGGAGCUCAACCAACAGGCAGUACAGAGUCAAGACCCUCGCUACCCUGCGGAGCAAUUCCCGCCGCCAACUAGCAGUGUUGUCAGCCCUGCACCCGCUGUCCCUGAGCGCGACCCUGACCAUCACGCCCCCGUCUCCUUCAUCGGCGCCAAAGAAGCUGGAGUUCACUCCACCCUGAUCCCUGCACCCGUUCUCGCAGCUGGGGCAUCUCGCGAACCCACGGCCUCGCACUUGGAUGACACCGUUGGUAGCCCAUCUACCACAGCGUCUUUUUUAAAUGAUUCUGAGGUUGGUGCCGCUGUUCCUGCUCCAGGAAAGACUAUCAACGGCGGACCUGUUCCCCAAGAACUAGUCGAUGUCGCAGAGAGCCAGGCCCAUCCAGGCAUGCACCGCACCAAUACCGACAUCAGCGUUAGUGACCUGCAUGUCCCUGGCGAGUAUCCCAAAGCUGCUGGUGGUGGUGCCAAGGUUCCUGCACCCGUGACUGAGGAAUCGUUGAUACAGAUGUGAGCUCUGAGCCGCUUCGUAAGAGGGGGAUAGAAGUUAUAUGUUCUUAUGGAUAUGACCUGGGACGCUUGGUAUGAUGUACGAAAUCACGUAUGCCUCUUAUUUGCUGGGCGAGGUGGGAUUCACCGAGGUCGACAUAUCUUUGCUCUGGGAUCUUUGCGCUGCGAGUCCUCACGCAUAGGCCGCUACCCUUCCCCUUUCGACUCUCUCGUUCAGCAAGUCUUUGCCCUUUUUUUUUGAUACCCGCACAUGUUAGUCGCGCGAAACCCUGCCCUUGCGUAUUUGUUAUUGUAGCAAUUUAAUCGAUCGAUGUCUUUGCAAA
This is a messenger RNA of Parastagonospora nodorum SN15, 2845 nucleotides long. RefSeq lists its product as hypothetical. NCBI's taxonomy places the organism in Eukaryota, Fungi, Ascomycota, Dothideomycetes, Pleosporales, Phaeosphaeriaceae. The record is from RefSeq and is a predicted model, not a curated record. Bases 1 to 2526 code for a protein of 841 amino acids. The transcript has 5 exons.